Molecule: messenger RNA, 2333 nt
Organism: Zerene cesonia (dogface butterfly)
Lineage: Eukaryota; Metazoa; Arthropoda; Insecta; Lepidoptera; Pieridae
Gene: Eaat2
Product: excitatory amino acid transporter
Exons: 10
Coding region: 336-1892 (518 amino acids)
Biological process (GO): L-glutamate transmembrane transport
Cellular component (GO): plasma membrane
Molecular function (GO): glutamate:sodium symporter activity; L-glutamate transmembrane transporter activity; neutral L-amino acid transmembrane transporter activity
Source: RefSeq, a predicted model, not a curated record
GUGCGAGCAUCCAAUAAAUCUGCAUUGCAUAUUAGUUUGUGAUUUAUAAAUUUACUAUCUUAAAACCAAUAAGCUGUUGUAAACUUGUUUUCGUUUUGGUUCUGUGCUGCGAAAUAAAAAAAAUGUAAAAAAGUUUUUGUUAUGCAAACGUGCCAGUUGUUCUAUUGAAAUUCGAAUUUCGAAAAUACAUGUUUAGAAAAAAUUUGUUAUCUGUGUUAUGUGUUGUUUUGGCGGGAACGAUCGAUGGUGUUUUUGGUGUUAUUAAAUUUUAUAUAAUUAUUGUGGGAUUGUGAAAAACGAAAAUUAAACGAUUUAUUGAGUAUUUGUUCGCAAAGAUGGGCCCAGGUGAUAGGGGGCCGAAGACUACGGAAGGUAGGACUGCGCCUGUCGAAUAUACGGGAAUGAGGAAGUGGUUCAUGGAUAAUACCUUGCUCGUGGUUACUUUGGCUGGUGUCCUCAGUGGUAUUGCUGUAGGAUUUGGUCUUCGACCGUAUCGCCUGGGCCAAGAUGCUCACAUGAUUAUAUCGUAUCCCGGAGAGUUAUUUAUGAGGCUCCUGAAAUUAAUGAUUUUACCAUUAAUUAUAGCGAGCUUGAUCGCUGGCUCCGCGAGCCUUAAUGCAAAGAUGAGUGGUAAAAUAGCUUUAAGGACGUUAUCAUACUUUGUUUUGACCUCAAUGUUUAACGCAUUCCUUGGUAUACUCUUGGCCGUGCUUAUUCAUCCAGGCGAAUCUGAUUUGAAGGAGAGUAAUGGACGAGUGGUUCAGAAUCGAGAUCAUAACAUAUUGGAUAGCCUUCUGGAUAUUGGCCGAAACAUUUUCCCAGACAAUAUCGUGCAAGCGGCGUUCCAACAAGCUCACACAGUUUAUGUGGAACCUCAGUCGUUCUUUGCCAACAAUGCAACGGAAAAUGAUACGGAACGAGUUUUAGUUCGAGUGGUACAAUAUAGGUCAGGAACAAAUACCCUAGGAUUAGUUUUCUUCUGUUUAGUAUUCGGUAGUUUGCUAGGUACUCUAGGACCAAAAGGACAGGUUGUGAUCGAUUUCUUUCAAGCAAUAUUCGAAGUGAUAAUGAAAAUGGUGACUGGUGUUAUGUGGUUCACGCCGGUUGGAGUGAGUAGCGUGAUUGCUGGAAAAAUUCUUGGUGUUGAUGAUGUUGCUCAAGUGAUGUCCCAAUUGGCAUGGUUUAUAGCUACAGUGGCUAUCGGGGUGUUUCUGUAUCAACUGAUCGUGAUGCAACUGCUGUAUUUUCUGUUCCUAAGACGGAAUCCAUACAAGUUCUAUUGGGGAUUAUCUCACGCUAUGCUCACGGCAUCGGCUACUGCGUCUACUGCAGCCGCGCUGCCGAUAACGUUCCGCGCCAUGGAGGGGCCCCUGCACGUGGACCCGCGCAUCACGCGCUUCGUGCUGCCCAUCGGCUGCAACAUCAACAUGGACGGCACCGCUCUGUUCCUGGCGGUGGCCAGCGUUUUCAUCUGCCAGAUGAACGGCAUGCACCUGGGUUUCGCUCAGCUGGCGACUGUUUUCCUGACGUCGACGGCCGCGUCGGUGUCGUCGGCGUCGGUGCCGUCGGCGGCGAUGGUGCUGCUGCUGGUGGUGCUGGCGGCGGUGGACGCGCCGGCGCACGACGUGUCGCUGCUGUUCGCUGUCGAUUGGCUCGUGGAUAGGAUCAGAACGACAAACAACAUGCUGGGUGACUGCUACGCGGCGGCCAUUGUGGAGCACAUGUCCAAACACGAGCUCAUGGCUUGUGACGCCGCUUCUAUGGAGCCAGUGGCCACAAAUGGUACUCUACCGACGACCACUACUGAUUUAGAUAUAGUGUCUUGUAAGAAAUCCCUAGGUUCCGACGACAUAGUAAUCGACAUGCAUUUAAACAAUAUCACCAAGAGUUAGUUCAGUAGCAGUAGCAGUAGCGUCAGUUAGUAGCGUAGUUUUGUACCAUUAGGGCGGUUAAUCGAUCUUAGAAUUUAGUAGCAAGGUGACCAGUGAGAAGUUAUAAGUAUGGAAAGAAAAAUAUCAUAUUAUUGUGUCGAACGAUCAUUGACUUUCGUCAUAAAUAAUAGAAAAAUAAUUAUUUCAACAAAAUACAUUUGACCUUACUAUACUCCUUUUUUUGCUUUUUAAUGAAAUCAAAGUCCAUUAGGUUUUAAAAAAUUAAUUAUUAACGCGUUUCCUUCUCUGUCUUCUAUUCCAGUUACGUGAUAAUUUUUCAUAACUUAAAUUACGUAAAAUUUUAUUAAAUGACCAUUCUAAAAUGGUGAUUAACCACAACUAUUAGAAAAAUGACCAUUUUGACGAACAUUUGUACGAAAAAAAAAUGUUUUUUUUUUAAUU